UUGAUUUUACAAAACAUUUAAAAACAUUAAAAAACUAUCUGUCGUGUAACUGUGUGUGAGACAUUUAUGUUCAAUUAUUUAGAUUACCGAUGUUUUUUGAGAAAAAUGUAGAAUAAAACUGUUCUUCUGUAAUCAGCUAGAUGUAUUAAGAAUAAUAUUAUCAACUGUAAUUAUGUGUUCAAAUAUAAAUAAAGUAUUUUUAGUAAAUUUUCUGUGAUCAUUAUCGUGUUCGAUUAAAAUGUCUCCUUCCGACAUCACCUUGAUAGAAAGGCUCCGAAGUGAGAAUUUAGAACAAUAUUUUACCUUAGUUCGGAUGCAUCUAUCUUUUGUUGUAGAUAUAAACACUGACGAUGUUGAUUGUUCAACAGACAAACCAAAGCAGUUCCGAUGGAAUUUUCAUAAGAAAAAUAAGUCCUCUACUACGAGUUCUAGUCAAAAUAAUACAAAUAAUGUAAAAUGUAGUACAGAAAUUAAGUCUAUCACAGAAGAUGGUAUCGCAAGACUGAAUGAGCUGAUAGAUUUUCUAUCGAAGCCAGAAAAUGUCCAGCAAGAAGGAAUAUUUCGAAGAACUGGGUCCCUAAGCCGUCAGCAGGAGCUCAAACAGCUAUUACUAACUGGUUCCAACCUUGGCCUCGAUGCUGGAAAGUUUUCAGUACAUGAUUGUGCAUCUGUACUCAAAGGAUUCCUUGCUGAACUUCCACAACCAUUAUUGAUGGAUCAGUAUUAUCAAACUUACUGUACAUUAGCAGUACAAUACCCCCCAAAUGCUGAGACAUCGGAAACGAAACUUUUGACAGCUCUACAGUUACUACUUCUUCUACUGAGUCCUACGCACCGAAGUUUCUUACAAAGACUACUGAGGCUACUGCGUCUGGUUGCUGACAACGAGGCAGCAAACCGGAUGUCCCCAGACACAUUGGCCACAAUGUUUACACCUCAUCUUUUGUGUCCUAGAAAGCUUUCGCCGGAGAACUUUCACGCAGACGCGAUAGCUCUGUCUCCGGUGAUCAGCUUCAUGAUCCGCGAAUCCCGGCGGGUGUUUGAGGCGCCGCGGCGGCUGGCGACGGACGCGGCCGCCUACUUCACGCUGCGGAGACGACGUGCCAUGUCGCCCGAUAUCAACUUAGACGAUAGCAUCACUGAUAAAACAGCAGCAAACACAGUGUACACAUUUGUGGAUAGGAACAGGACGAAAGCCGAAAACGAAACUAAUCCGACAGACACGGCCCUAGCUCAGCUUUAUGCGCACAUACAAGCAUUGCCAGAUUCGCAUCAAAAGAGACGACUGAUCAAGCAUUUCAACAGGCAAAACGGAUACGGCACACCGAUUCAAAUACAGCGUACCGGUAAAGUGGCAGGCUCCAGAAGUUUUGGUGAUUCGAUCAAAAGACACAUAUUCAAUAAGGGUCUCCUGAAUAAAACGCCAAAGAAAUGCUCCACCGCCAACAUUGAUACCAUAGAAGAGAAAACGGCGAAAGGAAAAAUGCGAUUCGCCGAUGACAAAGUCGACGUCUCACACAAGAACAUCGUUCUAAAGAAUUUAGCCAAUAAAAUCGCCAGUUCCGAGUCAUUGGACGACGACUACCAAUCGGACGUGAGCAACGACAGCACGUUGUCCGAGGGAGCUUUGAGCAAAUCGAAAAAGCUCAGUCCGAAAUUCGUUUCCGAACCGAAUCUGAGCGUUCUCGACGCGGACGAGACGCCGAAAACCGCCAAAAAGCGAUUGUUCCGUUCGAAAAUUGUGACGUCACAGAACAAGAAGUACCAGAAGCGGAACGGGCCCGUCCGCGGCACGCCCACCUGCGUCUCCUGCUUCGACGACCAAGAUACCGGCUCCGAUUUAUCGUGCACAGACACGCCAAAGAAAUCACGACUCUGCGACGAGGAGAUAAAGCACUAUUUGACUAGCACCCCGGGGAUGACAGAGACGGCGUUCGACGGAGAAUGUUCUACUCCAUACACGAUAAACUUUAGGAGGGCUUCAAUGUCGCCCAUAACUAAAUCUACCCAGAAAUUGUCUAAAGCCAUGCAGGAAUCGAUAAUGACACCAAGGUCUCGCAAGCCGCUGAUAAUAACGUCGGAGCAACGUGACAUGCCCGAUACAAACGAGAACAAACCCACGGAUAAAUCCGUUGAAAUAUAUCGUACUAUAGAAAACGAUAUAUCGCCCAAGAACGAUAGUGAUUUUGUCUCUUCCGACGACGACAACGAAAUGUCUAGUUCUAGUUUUUCUUGUGAGCGUUCCAGGUCAAUGCAGUCGAUAAACGGGACACAACCGAGAAAGAAAACUCAUCACGAUAGCCGUUCUAUAUCUCUGGGCGACAUAAGCCCUUUAAGAUGCGAAAAUACAAGAUUCGUAAUAAGCCAAGAACCCACGAGGCAUAUCGAUAAAUCUCUCGACACAACACUGUGCAGCGACGUGGCCCCGCUACCGAAGUUCAAAAUAUCACACGAAAUAACAACAGAUCACAUCACUAAAUCACUAACCGAUCCAUUCAGAGAGUAUUUACUCAGUAGAUCCGUUCUAACCGCCACACCUAUUGACUUAUCGAUAAUAAACAAAUCGAAUGAAAAUGAUGAGAAACUCUCUGAUUCGCUCAUGUACUGCUUAGACGGGAACGUCCCUAGUGAUCUCACGUUGUCCAUUAGCAAUUUGGCGGUCGAUAAAGAUGAUCGAUUACCUAUGAUGAAUAUCGAUACUAAUAUCGAUAUAAGUCCGAAGAGGAAACGUUGUGAUUCUAAUACUUCUGCUGAUGCAAAGAAAGGAAUAAAGAAAUUGAAUGUCGAAAAAGAGAAUAUUAAAGCACACGGCUUACGAGAGACCGAAUUAUAAGUAUUAAUAGAUAAUGAUUCGCUUAUUACCAAGUGGUAACACAGUAAUGUUUGAAAUCGGUUAUAUUAAAGUAUAAUUGGGCUAUAGUUGCAUUGAAAUCGCUUGCUCGUAUCACAAGAUAAUGGUGUACUAUACUCACAGAUACUCACAGAUACUCACAGUUCGUUGCUUGGCUGUUAAACCAAAAUUGUUACUUGAUCAUUGUACCCCAGUGCCUAAACGAAUACUUUAUGUAUCACUAUUUUCAAUGUAUGUAUUAAAAUAUUAUUGUUAUUAAUAAUCCAAUUUGAACUCUAUACGAUAAUGAUAAAGUUCAAAAUGCUGUUUAUAUAUUUUAUAAUACUAAUACUUAGUACUUGUAACUUUUGUUACUAUCGAUGAUUAUGGAAGAAAUAUUGAGGUAAUUAAAAUGUUAUUUCUGUCUUACUUGUCUAUAUACUACGUUUCAAUCUUCUAUCUCUAUCUAAGCUGUUAAAAUUGUUCUUCGUUUUAAGGGUAUCGUUAGAGCCAUCGUAUCGUUUUAAACGUUUCUUGCGUUUUAGUUUUUGCGCGUAACCAACCGUUAUUAUUUUUAUCGAUAUUGUUUGAUAAAUUAAAAUUAUCGAUAAUAAAUGUUAUCAUCGUAUCUUUGUACUACAACUUCCACGCAAAAACUAUUCCACGAGAAAGUUUCAUUGUAAAUUGAAAUGCACAGAAAUGACAACGUAAAUUAAACUUUUGAGAUUCAUCUAAAAAAUAGGGUUGUGAAGAAACUUGUUAAAGAAUUUUUUUUUUCUAUUAUGUACAUAGAUUAUAAUGUUUUUGCGUCUCAAAAUGGUUGUUGUUGACAGUGGCUUAAGAUUGUCUAUGGCGUAACACCGGACCUCUCCUAGUCUAUAGCAACCACAAAUAGGUACGCUCCAGUAUUUUGUCUUAUGAAAACAUCCGACGGUAUUUAUAAUGUAAUUGACGAACGUAUCGACUCGAGAUCAAUCGCAACAUUUGUAAAAUCCAAGCGUGUCGUCAAUUUUGAUCCGUAUUACGAUUGGCGAUACGUUUGAUUUUAGCAAAUCAGCGUGGAUCGCUCGAAGUUAACAAAUCGAUUGGGUCUCGUUUAUGUUCGUCUUGAA
Molecule: messenger RNA, 3942 nt
Organism: Bombyx mandarina (wild silkworm)
Lineage: Eukaryota; Metazoa; Arthropoda; Insecta; Lepidoptera; Bombycidae
Gene: RhoGAP54D
Product: Rho GTPase activating protein at 54D
Biological process (GO): signal transduction; regulation of small GTPase mediated signal transduction
Cellular component (GO): cytoplasm
Molecular function (GO): GTPase activator activity
Source: RefSeq, a predicted model, not a curated record